Messenger RNA from Hirsutella rhossiliensis, 1047 nucleotides. Its product is annotated as 2-oxoacid dehydrogenases acyltransferase (catalytic domain) domain-containing protein. The transcript is spliced from 4 exons. Gene Ontology annotation, molecular function: acyltransferase activity. NCBI's taxonomy places the organism in Eukaryota, Fungi, Ascomycota, Sordariomycetes, Hypocreales, Ophiocordycipitaceae. The coding region runs from base 1 to 1047 and encodes 348 amino acids. The record is from RefSeq and is a predicted model, not a curated record.
AUGUUGUCGAGACGGGUAGCUGUCGCCGCCUACACGGCGUCGAUGCGCCCUAUUCGCUCACCCACUCGGUCGCCGUUGAUCACGAUGACAGCCAUGGUCCAAAUCGUCCGCAGCUACGCCGACAGAGUCGUCAAAGUGCCUCAAAUGGCCGAGUCCAUCUCCGAGGGAACACUAAAACAGUUCUUCAAAGGCAUCGGCGAGCGCGUGGAGCAGGACGAGGAGAUAGCCACUAUCGAGACUGACAAGAUCGACGUCGCCGUCAAUGCACCCGAGGCGGGUACCAUCAAGGAACUUUUUGUGGGCGAGGAAGAUACCGUCACCGUAGGGCAAGAUCUGCUUACGAUUAAGCUCGGCGGCUCUUCGAGUGUGGACAACAAGAAAGAUGCGGCCCCGAAAGAGGCUGCCACGGAUAAUGCCACCAAGUCCGAGCCCGAACCCGAGCCCGAAGCCAGGCAAACCCAAACUCGUGAGGGAACGCCGAAGCCCGAAAGCCAACCAAAGUCGAGAUCGGAGCAAAAGGAACAACCGCAGUCAUCCAAGAAGCCUAGGGAGGCUGCACAGCCUGAACCUACCACUACGUCAAGUUCGUCGUCUGCCUCGGGGAACCGCGAAGAGCGACGCAUCAAGAUGAAUCGCAUGCGCCUUCGCAUUGCCGAACGCCUCAAGCAGUCCCAGAACACGGCUGCAUCGUUGACAACGUUCAACGAGGUCGACAUGUCGAACAUUAUGGAAUUUCGCAAGCUGUACAAGGAUGAUGUUCUGAAGAAGACCGGAGUCAAGUUGGGCUUCAUGAGCGCCUUUUCUCGAGCUGCUGUUCUUGCUAUGCGGGAUAUCCCAACCGUCAACGCUUCCAUCGAGGGCCCUAACGGGGGUGACACCAUUGUUUACCGUGACUACGUCGACGUCAGCGUUGCAGUCGCCACGGAAAAGGGCUUGGUGACACCCGUUGUCCGCAAUGUCGAGUCGAUGGAUCUGAUCGGCAUCGAGAGGGCUAUUGCCGAUAUGGGCAAGAAGGCGCGCCUGACUGAAGACCAAAUGCUAAGUUGA